Messenger RNA from Sarcophilus harrisii (Tasmanian devil), 1800 nucleotides. It is a transcript of the gene NOXRED1, whose product is annotated as NADP dependent oxidoreductase domain containing 1. The coding region runs from base 232 to 1353 and encodes 373 amino acids. The record is from RefSeq and is a predicted model, not a curated record. The transcript is spliced from 8 exons. Gene Ontology annotation, molecular function: pyrroline-5-carboxylate reductase activity. Gene Ontology annotation, biological process: L-proline biosynthetic process. NCBI's taxonomy places the organism in Eukaryota, Metazoa, Chordata, Mammalia, Dasyuromorphia, Dasyuridae.
AAGAUCUAUUUGGAUUUUGUAGUCCAGGACAGGAAAGGUGUUGAGCAGAUUAUCUCUACAACUCACUCCUUGGCUAGGAAAGAAAAGAUGCCCUGGGUAUGUGAAUUCAGUGAUUAGAAAUGUGACAGGACCUCUAUUCACUCAGAGAACUGCAUUAGGUGACCAAGUCCUGAGGAGCAGAAUGGAGUGAUUGUAGCCCAAAAUUAUAAGAGUUGGUGAGGACUGGAAGAUAUGGAGUCUUCCGACUUGAUGGACAAUCUGCCGUCCCUGCAAUUUGAGCAGGGGGUUCGGGAAGAAGAAAUCCCAUGGCUGUUUCUUCAGAGCCGUUCCCGAGGAUUGAUGAUCCAAGCCUGUGCCCACGCAGCUUUCUUCUGCAGACUACUCUGGGUCUUGAGGAAAAUGGAAGAGAGCACCUUAGUUUCUAUGCUCCCUUUAGAAGAAGAGGAAGAAGAUCCUUAUAAAAAACCUUCCAAAAAAGAACUGAGAGUGGGCAUUAUUGGAGGUGGACGACUGGGAAAGCAACUGGCUUUAGUGUUACUCCACCGGGCUUUUAUCCCUCCUCAGAAUCUUCAUAUCUCCACUCGGAGGCCAGAGAUCCUGAAUGACCUCCAGAAGAUGGGGAUCCAAUGCUUUUAUCAUAACUGUUUUCUGGUACAGUGGGCCAAUCUGAUCUUCCUCUGCUGUUUGCCAUCCCAGCUGUCUCACAUUUGCAUGGAAAUCAACCCAAGGCUUGACAAAUUUUGCAUUGUGUAUAGUCUGGUCACUGCUGUCCCUCUGCCUAGGCUGAAGCAGCUGCUGUGUCACACCUCCAUUUUACACCCCCAGUAUCAGUGUGCCGAAAACUAUGUUGAUAUUUGGGGGUCUAACGAGGACAUCUCGUCUGCACUUCAAGAUCCUGACAUAGUUCAUGCCUCUUCUCCUUACAGCCCUGACGGAGGAGUAACUGUCAACAUCAAGUGGCUGGAGGCAGUUUUCUAUGCAGCUCUCAAUACCUGCACAUUAAAGAAAAUACCCUAUCCACAAGUGCUAGAGAUACUCACUAACUUGUGUCUCUCGAUUCAUCCACCAACCUGUGGGGAAGAUAAGUCUAAUUGCCCAAGGUUCAUUGUUACAGAUUUUGUCAAUCAAGCCUUUGCCAAGACCCUAAAUCCAAGCAAUGUUUUCCCUUGGUUUGAUUUGAUCACUGUGCAACUCAAAGAAACUCCCUUUAGCCAGCACCUAAGAAAAACUGUGACUCUUCAGGAACACUUAACAGUUCUUUACUGUGCUUCAUUUGGCAUAUCACUUUCCCAAGAAAUAGAAGAGGAGGAAGAAAGAGAAGAAGAAGAGAAGGCUCCAGGUCUAUAUCCUUGAAAGACAACUUUUUCAGCUGCUUGGGGAAUCUUCAGACUGAUCAGUAUGAUUCCCUCUCCUCCCCAGAUCAGCCCACUUAAUGAGGAUGGGCCUUCACUUUUACUGCUGGCAGUAGUGGCUGUUUUAUUUAGCAGUAACUGUUGGUAGAUCUACAUAAAUAUACAAGUUUUUGCUUAAUUUGAUGAUAAAUACACCAAGCUAAGAGAGUGGAAACAUUACAUUACAAUACAUAGUAUUGUGUUUACUACAAACUGAGCACCAAGGAAAAGGAAAAAUUAUGCUGUCAGCUCUUAAAACUACAGUUAAAAAACAUAUAUUACCUUAAUUAAAGGUGAAUUUGGCUUUUAGAGAUCACCAAAAUAACCUAAACAUUCUGACUCACUUAAGAACAGUCUUUUGAUACUGCCUCUUGUUCAAAAGUCUAAAUUUACAGUUCUAAUGUAAUAU